This is a messenger RNA of Orycteropus afer afer, 1437 nucleotides long. RefSeq names its product doublecortin domain containing 2 (gene DCDC2). The coding region runs from base 1 to 1437 and encodes 478 amino acids. Gene Ontology annotation, biological process: intracellular signal transduction; dendrite morphogenesis; regulation of cilium assembly. NCBI's taxonomy places the organism in Eukaryota, Metazoa, Chordata, Mammalia, Tubulidentata, Orycteropodidae. The record is from RefSeq and is a predicted model, not a curated record. Gene Ontology annotation, cellular component: microtubule; kinocilium; microtubule organizing center. The transcript is spliced from 10 exons.
AUGAGCGGCACCAGCACCAGAUCCAACCACUUGUCUCAGCCUGUAGUGAAGAGCGUGCUGGUGUACCGCAACGGGGACCCCUUCUUCGCUGGGCGCCGAGUCGUCAUCCAUGAGAAGAAGGUUUCCAGCUUUGACGUCUUCCUGAGGGAGGUGACGGGUGGCGUUCAGGCGCCCUUUGGGGCUGUCAGGAACAUCUACACUCCGCGGUCUGGCCACCGUAUCCGGAAGCUAGAUCAGAUUCAGAGCGGGGGCAACUACGUGGCCGGGGGCCAGGAAGCCUUCAAGAAACUCAAUUACCUGGACAUAGGAGAAACCAAGAAAAGACCAAUGGAAGUUGUAAACACAGAGGUAAAACCAGUAAUCCACAGCAGGAUCAAUGUGUCAGCUCGCUUUAGAAAACCACUCCAGGAACCAUGCACUAUCUUCUUGAUUGCAAAUGGAGACCUCGUAAGCCCAGCUUCUCGCCUCCUCAUCCCAAGAAAAGCUUUGAAUCAGUGGGAUCAUGUACUACAAAUGAUCACAGAAAAAAUAACUCUAAGGAGUGGGGCUGUCCAUAGACUUUAUACUUUAGAAGGAAAACUUAUUGAAAGUGGGGCAGAGUUGGAGAAUGGGCAGUUUUAUGUGGCUGUCGGCAGAGAUAAGUUUAAGAAAUUGCCUUAUAGUGAAUUACUUUUUGACAAGUCAACAAUGAGAAGGACUUACGGUCAGAAAGCCUCUUCACUGCCUCCUAUUGCAGGACCCAGAAAGUCUAAAGGAAAUGGAAAUGAUUGCCAAUCUAAGUCAACAAUUGGAUACAGUGGCAACUCAUCUCCUCAACACCCAAAGAGAAAAGGGAAAAAAGAAGACGUGAAUUCAGAAAAACCCACAAAAGUGAAACAAAACGCAAAGUUAAAGGAUUCACCUCAAACAAUUCCAAACAGUGAUGAAGGCAUUUUCAAAGCUGGAGCUGAGAGAUCUGAAACGCGGGGGGCAGCAGAAAUCCAAGAAGAUGAAGAUACUCAAGUUGAAGUCCCAGUUGAUCAGAGACCAGCAGAAAUAGUAGAUGAGGAAGAAGUUGGAGAGAAAGAAAACAAGGAUACAGAACAGAAAGAUUUUUCAGAAAUGAAUGGUGAAGUUGAUGAAGAAGGGAGCCAGGAAGCUACAGAUGACCCUGAGCAAGCCAGGGAGACCUUGGAUCCCACAGAGGGCCAGGCAGGUCCUGCUCAUGUAAAUGGAGGCACUGAUGAAGAAAAUGGCGAGGAACUGGACCAGAUUAAUAAUGAACCUCAAUCAGAAGUGGACCAAGAAAGAAAAUCUCAAGGAGCUGGCAGUGGACAGGAUGAGGCUGAAUUAGACCCUCAAAGAUUGCCAAGGCCAGAAGUGAAAGUCACUAGUCCACAAGAAAAUGACAACAAUGAAGAGAAUGAACAGAACAAGGACGAUGCUGUCAUGGCAUAG